Molecule: messenger RNA, 1784 nt
Organism: Manihot esculenta (cassava)
Lineage: Eukaryota; Viridiplantae; Streptophyta; Magnoliopsida; Malpighiales; Euphorbiaceae
Product: dihydrolipoyllysine-residue succinyltransferase component of 2-oxoglutarate dehydrogenase complex 1, mitochondrial-like
Exons: 15
Coding region: 170-1573 (467 amino acids)
Biological process (GO): tricarboxylic acid cycle
Cellular component (GO): oxoglutarate dehydrogenase complex
Molecular function (GO): dihydrolipoyllysine-residue succinyltransferase activity
Source: RefSeq, a predicted model, not a curated record
CACAGCGAGAUCGUACAACGUGCUCAAAAUCCAGCUUCGUGGCGUCUCUCUCUCUCUCUCUCUCUCUCUCUCAGGUGAAACCCUACUUCAUCAUCUUCAUCUUCUUCUUCUAUUAUUGAUUCGCACUGGUCACAGACUCCCCUCUAGCUUCACUCAGAGAUCCAAGGCAAUGAUGCUCGGUAUUUUAAGGAGAAGAGUCGCCACUGGAGGCUCAUCUUAUACGAUUUUGAGGCAGUCCUUGCAGAGCAUUCAAACUGCGGCGUCUACUCCUAGAGUUUUCUCUCUUCCCGAGAAGGAGAUUUUACUUCAUCCAAGAGGUUUUGGGCAUGUCUGUAACUUCAGCCAUCUCACUUCACCUGGUCGUUCAGUUAGUUCAGCGUCUAUGAGGGAUUUUGCCAGCAUUGAGCUUGUGGCUCCCAAGCAAUUGUGGAGCAGGCCAUUUUCUUCAGAUGGUGGGGAUUCGAUUGAUGUUGUUGUGCCUUUUAUGGGUGAAUCCAUCACCGAUGGCACCUUGGCAAAAUUCUUGAAGAAUCCUGGUGAUAGGGUAGAAGUUGAUGAGCCAAUUGCCCAAAUUGAGACAGAUAAGGUCACAAUUGAUGUGGCUAGUCCAGAAGCAGGUGUGAUAAAGGAGUUUGUAGCCAAGGAAGGGGAGACUGUCGAACCAGGAACUAAAGUUGCUGUUAUUUCAAGGUCUGGCGAGGACGUAGCUCAUGUUGCUCCCUCUGAGAAAAUAGCAGAGAAAGCUGUUCCUAAGAAUGCAUCUGCUCCUCAAGAAAAGAAAGAUGAAAAGCCUAAACCUACAAUGGAGAAGUCUAAAACAACAGCACCACCACCACCUAAACCCUCUGCAACAGAACCUCAGCUUCCCCCCAAAGAAAGAGAAAGACGAGUUCCUAUGACAAGGCUCCGAAAAAGGGUUGCAACCAGAUUGAAGGACUCUCAAAAUACAUUUGCAAUGUUAACUACAUUCAAUGAAGUUGAUAUGACUAACUUGAUGAAGCUCCGGUCUGAUUAUAAGGAUGCUUUUGUCGAAAAGCAUGGAGUUAAGCUGGGCCUUAUGUCAGGUUUUAUAAAGGCUGCUGUGAGUGGGCUCCAGAAUCAACCUAUUAUAAAUGCAGUUAUUGAUGGUGAUGACAUUAUAUAUAGAGAUUAUGUAGAUAUCAGUAUCGCUGUUGGAACUCCUAAGGGUCUGGUUGUACCAGUUAUUCGUAAUGCCGAUAGGAUGAACUUUGCCGAGAUAGAAAAGGAGAUCAACACCCUUGCAAAGAAAGCAAAUGAUGGAACUAUAUCAAUUGAUGAGAUGGCUGGAGGUUCAUUCACAAUAUCUAAUGGAGGAGUUUAUGGAAGUCUUCUGAGUACUCCCAUCAUUAACCCUCCUCAGUCGGCUAUUUUGGGGAUGCAUUCGAUAGUGACCCGUCCAAUGGUGGUUGGAGGCAAUAUAGUGCCCAGGCCAAUGAUGUAUAUUGCUCUAACAUAUGACCAUAGGCUGAUUGAUGGAAGAGAGGCAGUUUUCUUCUUGCGCCGUAUCAAAGAUAUAGUGGAGGAUCCACGCAGGCUGCUUCUUGACAUUUGAAAAUUCAAGCUAAAGACUUAUUGUCAAUUUCAUCUCAACAAAGGGCAGGAAUAAUACUUUGAUAUCAAAGUUCUGUUAGGUUUUUGUUUUUUGAUCUUGAUUCUCUGCUGUAACGAGUUCUUUUGCGGCUUGCCUCAAUUCAAUUGACAUCAAGAUAGUACAUGGCCUUAUUUUAUUCUGAAAUGAAAAUUUCUGUUUCUUUGCUUUUUUA